Messenger RNA from Cynocephalus volans (Philippine flying lemur), 3102 nucleotides. RefSeq names its product calcium binding and coiled-coil domain 1 (gene CALCOCO1). The transcript is spliced from 15 exons. Gene Ontology annotation, molecular function: transcription coactivator activity. Gene Ontology annotation, biological process: positive regulation of transcription by RNA polymerase II. Lineage: Eukaryota; Metazoa; Chordata; Mammalia; Dermoptera; Cynocephalidae. The record is from RefSeq and is a predicted model, not a curated record. The coding region runs from base 100 to 2175 and encodes 691 amino acids.
CCCUCCCCUCCUGGAGUCGGAGUGCUGUUUUUGUUGGUGGUGUAAGGUGAGGGGAACAGCUGAUCCGUCUGUGGGGAGGACAGAUAUAUCGAGGCCAGGAUGGAAGAAUCAUCACUAAGCCGGGCACCAUCCCGGGGUGGAGUCAACUUUCUGAAUGUAGCCCGGACCUACAUCCCCAACACCAAGGUGGAAUGUCAUUACACCCUACCCCCAGGCACCAUGCCCAGUGCCAGUGACUGGAUUGGCAUCUUCAAGGUGGAGGCUGCCUGUGUUCGGGAUUACCACACCUUUGUGUGGUCUUCAGUGCCUGAAAGUACAACUGAUGGUUCCCCCAUCCAUGCCAGUGUCCAAUUUCAAGCCAGCUACCUGCCCAAACCUGGAGCCCAGCUUUACCAGUUCCGAUAUGUGAACCGCCAGGGCCGGGUUUGUGGGCAGAGCCCUCCUUUCCAGUUCCGAGAGCCAAGGCCCAUGGAUGAACUAGUGACCUUGGAGGAGGCGGAUGGUGGCUCUGACAUUCUGCUGGUGGUCCCCAAGGCAACUGUGCUACAGAACCAGCUGGAUGAGAGCCAGCAGGAACGGAAUGAUCUGAUGCAGCUGAAGCUGCAGCUGGAGGGGCAGGUAACAGAGCUGAGGAGCCGAGUGCAGGAGCUCGAGACAGCUCUGGCAACCGCCAGGCAGGAGCACGCGGAGCUGACAGAGCAGUUCAAGGGGAUUUCCCGGUCCCAUGGGGAGCUCACAGAAGAGAGGGACAUCCUGAGCCGGCAACAGGGAGACCAUGUGGCACGCAUCCUGGAGCUGGAGGAUGACAUCCAGAUCAUCAGUGAGAAAGUGCUGACAAAGGAGGUGGAGCUGGACAGGGUCAGAGACGCAGUGAAGGCCCUGACUCGGGAACAGGAGAAGCUCCUUGGGCAACUGAAGGAAGUACAAGCAGACAAGGAACAAAGUGAGGCUGAGCUCCAAAUGGCACAACAGGAGAACCAUCGUUUAAAUUUAGAGCUGCAGGAGGCCAAGGGCCGGCAAGAAGAGCAGUGUGCUCAGGCCCAGCGACUGAAGGACAAGGUGGCCCAGAUGAAGGACACCCUAGGUCAGGCGCAGCAGCGGGUGGCUGAGCUGGAGCCCCUGAAGGAGCAGCUUCGAGGAACCCAGGAGCUUGCAGCCUCAAGCCAACAGAAAGCCGCCCUCCUUGGGGAGGAGUUGGCCAGCACAGCAGGAGCCAGGGACCGUACCAUAGCCGAGCUACAUCGCAGCCGCUUGGAAGUGGCUGAAGUCAAUGGCAGGCUGGCUGAGCUCAGUCUGCACUUGAAGGAGGAAAAAUGCCAGUGGAGCAAAGAGCGGGCAGGACUGCUGCAGAGUGUGGAGGCUGAGAAAGAUAAGAUCCUGAAGCUGAGCGCUGAGAUACUUAGACUGGAGAAGGCAGUUCAGGAGGAGAGGACCCAGAAUCAAGUGUUCAAGACUGAACUGGCCCGAGAAAAGGAUUCUAGCCUGGUGCAGUUGUCAGAGAGUAAGCGAGAGCUGACAGAGCUGCGGUCAGCCCUGCGUGUGCUGCAGAAGGAAAAGGAGCAGCUGCAGCAGGAGAAGCAGGAACUGCUAGAGUACAUGAGAAAACUGGAGGCCCGCCUGGAGAAGGUGGCAGAUGAGAAGUGGAAUGAGGACGCUGCCACAGAGGAUGAGGAUACUGCUGCAGGGCUGAGCUGCCCAGCAGUACUGACAGACUCAGAGGAUGAGUCCCCAGAAGACAUGAGACUCCCACCCUAUGGCCUGUGUGAGCGUGGAGAUCCAGGUUCCUCUCCUGCUGGGCCCCGAGAGGCUUCUCCCCUCGUUGUCAUCAGCCAGCCAGCUCCCAUUGCUCCCCACCUCUCAGGGACAGCUGAGGACAGUAGCUCUGACUCGGAAGCUGAAGAUGAGAAGUCAGUCCUGAUGGCAGCUGUGCAGAGUGGGGGUGAGGAGGCCAACCUGUUGCUUCCUGAACUGGGCAAUGCCUUCUAUGACAUGGCCAGUGGCUUUACAGUGGGCCCCCUGUCAGAAGCCAACACUGGGGGUCCUGCAACCCCCCCAUGGAAGGAAUGUCCUAUCUGUAAGGAACGUUUCCCUGCUGAGAGUGACAAGGAUGCCCUGGAGGACCAUAUGGACGGACACUUCUUUUUCAGCACCCAGGACCCCUUCACCUUUGAGUGAUCUCACCCCUCCCUAGUACAUGCACAAAUACACACACACACACACACACACACACUCACACACACACUCACACACUCACACACUCAUGCACAGACGCACACUUAGGUCUCAUACCUGUUUUCUACCACACUGGGUUCCGUGAUAUUCUGUUCCCUAAGAACCGCUCCUGUUUGCCCCAUUUUCAUCCCAAGCUUUCUGACUUCAUCCCUCCUACCUGGCUGUUUUGUCCCAGGAAGGGUUCCUUCUUGGAAGCAGUGGCUGAAUUUACUCCCUAAAAGCAGUUUUGGAGGAACAGAGAUAGAGGCAGCCUUCCCCUGUGAGAAUAGAAUCAUCCACUCCCAGCCCUCAUUGCUUCUGAUACUCACACAGUCUCACACACACACACUCACACCGACACUCCCCUCUCUGAUGCCCCAAAGCCAAUUCCUGGGGCACCCCCCUCUCCGUUUGGAGUUUACGUUUGCUUACCUGAGUUUUCUCUGGGGCCUGCAUGGAGGCAGCAGCAUGGACAUCAGGACCUCUUCAGAUCUUGUUCAGUUCUCAGCUUCAAUGCUUCCUCUUUCUGUUCCCCCAUUGCCUUCUGCAUGCCACCCCAGCCUUGUCCAUAGCCUUAGAUAAGUUUGGAGGUCCCUUUUGUAUUUUUGAGGAUUCCUGUACUCUGUCUCCUGCCCCUCCCUGUAAACACACGCAUGCACGCGCAGACGCACACACACACACACACACACACACACACACCGUAUCCUCACAUGGAAUGAAAUGAUGUAUUUGUGCCUUCUGUGAGGGAUGGGGGGACAAGUAGUCCCAGGUAUCUCCAUUUCCCAGCCCCCCUUCCUCUCCAGUUUCCUCCCACAGCAAUAAGAGCUUCCCCCCUCCAUGUCCUCCUCUCUAUCUGUAGUUUGGACAAAUAUAUUUAUAUGAUAUGUAUAA